Molecule: messenger RNA, 1356 nt
Organism: Hydatigera taeniaeformis
Lineage: Eukaryota; Metazoa; Platyhelminthes; Cestoda; Cyclophyllidea; Taeniidae
Source: the annotation of a GenBank genome assembly
AUGUGUAAACCGGUAUUUACGGCGCAGUACUACCCAGAAAUGACGUCAACAUACAUAAUAAUCUACGAUCCUCCGAGUGCCGUAGGAGAGUUUGAGGGUUUUGAAGUGCUAAUGAAGACAGGCGGUCUCGUGUCUGUACAUCCGUGGCAAUCAGUGGCCAAUCUGUCUGCAACUUCGCGGUACUAUAGCAUAGGUGGAAUUAAACCCCAAUCAACCUAUACAGUCACCGUGCGUGGACAUCUUUCGUCCAACCGGUCUACUGAAAUGGCAGACCCAGUGGAGUUCAUGGGAGUGGAUAAAGGUCUCUCUGCUCCACAGAACCUGAAAAUGGAUGCACUUGACUCUCGCAGAGUGCGUAUUACAUGGGAUCCACCGGUGCAAUCGUACGACCGCAUCACCGAUUACACUCUUGGCUUGAUUGUUAACGGCACUUUUACAAAAGCUGUCCUUCUCACCAAAAACAAACCCUACAUUUAUGCAGGAUUAAAACCUGGACAAAAGCUUUCAGCUUACGUUCGUGCAACUAGCCGACCUAAAUUGCCCUUCAAACUUACCCUUAAGGGCUUCCAAUCUCCCCUCCUUUCAGCAAUCACACCACUCCUGACCAGAGGUAUGCGUAAACCGACGUUCGCAGCCACCUUCAGCGCCAUUGCGUCAACGCUGAUUCUGGCAAUCGAUGAUCCACACGAUGUUGAGGGCACAUUCAGAGGCUACGAGGUGUUGAUGAAGGUGGGUGGUGUUGUCUCGCCAACACCGUGGCAAUCAGUGGCCAACCUAUCCGCUUCGAGACGAUACUACAGUGUGGAGGGCAUUCAACCUCUCUCAACACAUACGGUCACCGUGCGUGGACACCUCUCCUCCAAACGCUUCAGUGCUCUCGCUGACCCAGUGGAGUUCAUGGGAGUUGAUAAAGCUCUCUCUGCUCCCCAACAUGUGCAACUGGUGGCCCUCGACUCUCACAGGGUGCACAUCACAUGGCAGCCACCUCUUCACGCCUACGGUCGCAUCACACGCUACGCCAUCGCAUGGCGUGUCGACAACAUCGCCAAACCAUCAAUCUACCUCUACAAGGAGACCAACUACACCUUCACCACCUUGCGACCUGGACAAACCAUUUCUGCUUCCGUUGCUGCAACCAGUCGGCCUGAUUCGUCCAUGAACAUUCAGCUCCACAGUGAUGCCUCUCCAUAUGCAUCCGCAAGCACACCACUCCCCGUGGAAGUCUCCUUACUUUGCAUUGUUUUGCAGACGGAGUGGAGAGCAGAGACACUGGAGAGUGGGACAGUGAGUGGCCAAAAUAGACGUCUCCCAGUCAUUGACUGUCAACGCAUGCGACUGCCCUUCCAACACCGCUAA